Messenger RNA from Phycomyces blakesleeanus NRRL 1555(-), 1356 nucleotides. Its product is annotated as glycosyltransferase family 4 protein. The record is from RefSeq and is a predicted model, not a curated record. NCBI's taxonomy places the organism in Eukaryota, Fungi, Mucoromycota, Mucoromycetes, Mucorales, Phycomycetaceae. The coding region runs from base 1 to 1356 and encodes 451 amino acids. The transcript has 10 exons. Gene Ontology annotation, biological process: protein N-linked glycosylation. Gene Ontology annotation, cellular component: endoplasmic reticulum membrane. Gene Ontology annotation, molecular function: GDP-Man:Man(3)GlcNAc(2)-PP-Dol alpha-1,2-mannosyltransferase activity.
AUGACCAAAGACGAUAAGCGUGAAAGUGUUCUGCGGGAGCUUAAUUCUGAUCCUUUUCGACAAGUACCUGCAAGUACAAUUCUUGGUUUCUUUCAUCCUUAUUGUAAUGCAGGAGGAGGCGGAGAACGUGUUUUGUGGACUGCAGUACGUGAUGUCCAAAAAGAGUUUCCCCAUGUUAUUUCAGUCAUCUAUACUGGUGAUUUGGAUGCCACCAAAGAACAGAUUUUGUACAAAGUCAAGGUAAACUUCAAUAUUGAUCUUGAUCCGCAUAAAAUCAUUUUUGUCUAUCUCACUACUCGUUACUUGGUCGAUGAUUCCAGAUAUCCUCGUUUUACUCUUGCCCUCCAAAGUUUGGCAUCGCUUGUAUUAGGAUUUGAAGCUGUUAAUAAAGUAGUUCCUGACAUAUAUUUUGAUACAAUGGGAUAUGCAUUUACAUAUCCGUUCAUCUCUUUUAUCGCUCAAGUCAAAAUCUUUGCCUAUGUGCAUUAUCCAACAAUAAGCUCGGAUAUGCUUCAGCGUGUUUAUGAGCAAAGACAGACCCAAGAGGUGCAAGUCUCAAACAAGGGAUGGCUGUGGAGCACAGGAAAACUUAUUUAUUACCACCUGUUUGCCAAGGCUUAUGGUUUCUGCGGCUCUUACGCUGAUGUUGUUAUGGUCAAUUCUACUUGGACAAAAGGCCACAUUGAUCAAUUAUGGAGUACCGAUGCUCAGAUUGUCUAUCCUCCUUGCGACACAGACCGUCUAAAUGAAUUACCUUUAAAAAACAGACUUCCAAUGAUUGUGAGCGUUGCUCAGUUUAGACCCGAGAAAGACCAUUCGAUGCAAUUGAAGGCUGUGGCACAAUUAUUAGAGAAAUAUCCUCAAUGGAAGACUUGUGAAGGGUUUGAGUUGGUGCUGAUCGGAAGUUCGAGAAACCAAGGAGAUGAAGAUCGAAUCCAAAGAUUACGACAAGAGGUUGUCAGUUUGGGUAUCGAUGAUUAUGUUCGGUUUGAAAUCAAUGCUUCUUAUGAUGUGCUGGUGUCAAGUUUGGGCAAGGCAAAAGUUGGACUGCAUACAAUGUGGAAUGAACACUUUGGAAUCGGUGUUGUAGAAUACAUGGCAGCAGGAUUGAUUCCAGUGGCUCACAAUUCGGCUGGUCCAAAACUUGAUAUUGUCACUGAUUAUGCCGGAAAGCAAACAGGUUAUUUGGCCGAUUCUGUUGACGGUUUUGCUUCCAGUCUUCAUGCCGCUCUGUCACUGAGUUUAGAGGAAUACGAAGCCAUGGCUUCCAACGCUCGUGCUUCUGCUUCCGAUCGAUUCUCAGAGGUAGCCUUUAGUUCAAAAUUCUUACGAUCCCUUCGAAGAUACUUUACCUGA